Molecule: messenger RNA, 285 nt
Organism: Lathyrus sativus (Indian pea)
Lineage: Eukaryota; Viridiplantae; Streptophyta; Magnoliopsida; Fabales; Fabaceae
Source: the annotation of a GenBank genome assembly
AUGUUGAAUGGAGCAACUUACCCAACUCUGGUAAAAGAUUUUUGGGUUAGAGCAGAAGUGUAUGAUGAGUAUUCUGCACAAGAUGAAGAAAGAAAUGUUGUAGAAAAAGACAGAAGCUUGAAAGGAAAAUCAAGAGCAGAAAUGGGUUUGAAGGAGUUCAAAGGUGUGGAAAUAAGAUCUGAUGUAAUGGGCCUGGAUAUCAAUGUAACUCAAGAGAAUAUUGUUCAUCUAAUUGGGGCUGAAAAUAAAGGAAUGGUGAUAAUCAACAAAAAGGAUGGAGGAUAA